UUACCUCCCUUUUAGAUACCUUGGUUUUGUUCGUGUUUUUUCAUGGCGCGCGCGAUAAUGAAGUGCAACUGUUGCAGUGGAUAGUUUUUGUGAUAUAAAAUCAAGAGUGCAAAAAGUGAUUGGUGAAGUGGACAAUGGCUACGGAACUAGAGCGGAUGCUGUCCCUGCUGAAAGGGUGCAUCGAUUCUCAGCAUGCCGCCAAAGCAAAGGAAUGCAUUUUGUCCAUCGGCGAGUUGGUUCUCGCCGGGGAGGGACAAAGUUCUGCCGAAACAGAGUACUACCUGGACACCUUGAUCAACUCCCCGAACGGCAUAUUGUCGUUUCUUCAGCGCUCGAUCAAAGCGUCCGGACGCUUCCAGAAGGUCAACGAAGAGAUAUUCGAUCUGUUGCGUCGGGUAAUCCAAAACACAGCCAGUUGGUUCGUAAAUCCGUCGAAAGUGUCGUCCGCGAAUGUGUCCGGUUCGUGCAGUCAUCGUCGGUUAGUGCCCGGGAACGGGAACUGGGUACGGCCGUCAUUCAAGAUUUGCUCGUGUACAAAUGUCUUGAUGAACAGUACGACAUGAGUCAACUUUUGGGGGAACUACUGGUGGUGUUCGAUCAGCGGAGCAAGCUUACGAAUCGUUUCCAGCAGUGCUUAUUCGAGUUGAUAGGGUUGAUGGCAAAGGAUUUUCCGGAGUGCGUCUCGGAAUCGCGUCAGCGCAAAAUUCUGGACAAUAUGAUGCGCGUGGCCGAGGGUCAACUGUUGGAGGAGAAUUAUCCUUCGUUGAUUUCGCUGGCUGGGGCGUUGCAGGGUUUGACCUAUUUUCUUGUGAAUUUCGCACCCGACGAUGCCGAAGAGGGGCAAGAGCAACAGUUGAAUCUGAAGAGGCGAAUCUACCUGAUCGUUAAGAAGCUAUCGGACUGGGAUGAAGCGGUGAAGGAGCGGCAAGCAUUCAGAAACGCCUUGAUCCUCCUGGAACGUCACAGUGCCCUAUUCUCACCGUUUCUCUACGUCGACUACGUACACUGGCAGAACAUUCUGACAACCAAAUGGCUGCGAUCGUCCGUGGAAGACCGCAAAGUGGCGAUCUACGCAUUGCAUUCCUUCCACCGUGAAAUAGCGCGCCAACUGUUGGCUCGUGAAGAUCUUGAAGAAUCAACGUCCACCGCGGAGGGCGCAGCACGUGAAGCGCGUAUAACUGUGCUGAACUUCUUCAUGAAGUACUUCAAGACCGUCCUGAUGGCGCCCGGUUCUAAGUCCUUCGAGAUACGAGUGGCCAUUCGGGGAUUCGGCUCGAUGGCCGAAGCCUGCAGCUGCCUUAUGACGGAGGAAUACAUGAACGAAUUGCUGCUUCUGGUGAUGCAGCGGACCGAGUUCGUGUACUUGGUGGAGGAAAAAUCCAAUGAACUGUUGGAACAUUUGCCGGACUUCGUACAGGCUCUCUCGGACAUCAUGAGUCACGUGCGCGAGCUGACUGGAGUGCAGAUCAUAGCGCUCCAAAACAUCAUCAUCGGAUUGGUGAAGGAUUUCCACUAUCUGAGUAGUUCGUACCAUGAGCUGAUUGUGAGUUCUCUCAUGAAAACCUUCGAUAAUUUGGGUAAGCUUGGCGGCGGAGUUUUGGACAAUUUACUUGAGAAGAUUGUGCUGAGAGGAAUCAUCUGGAGUUGCUCGCACAUGCUAGUUGUCGACGUGAAUCAGGGUAGAGGUCCUGAAGAAAAUUCAAACUGGAAAGAUUACAUUACCUACAGGAAUUAUCUUCCGUUGUGGAGGGGUUUGCUCACGCCUGGGUCGAAUCUGAGCUUGGACAGAGGACCGCUGAUAAAGGUCAUCUACGCUCAGUUGAUGAAGACGUUGCUCCUGAUUUUGGACAAACUGGAUUUGAGCACUCGUAAACGAACGGUCAAGGACGACACCGGGGAAGAUCAGGACGUGUUCUUCUGCGAUCCUAACAUUGAUCUGGUCCCAGUGAAACCGAAAGAUUUCCAUAUUUUCUUCAACUUGGUGGACUUGUAUCAGGACUUGCUGAAGUACAACGACCACGUGCGGGACAAUUUCGAAGAAUGGAUUCCCAUCUAUUUCGACUAUAUGGUUAGGAAGUCUGUGAAACAUCCGCUGGUCAGCGGAUUUGUAAAGCUGAUUGAUCUGGGACUGUUCACAGCCAACCAACUGCGGUACUUUCAGAGACAGCAGAACUUUUCGACGAUGUCCACGACCAACCUGCUGGUCUACUAUUUGGAGUUGCAAAUUGCCAAAUCACGUAAUUCCACCGGAGAACUGCAGCUCACCUGUUUGCGAUUUGUCUUGGGUGCUCCCGUGACAUUGCUGGACAGUUUUCUGGAUGAUUCUAAGGACUUGAUAGAAAUAUUAUGCUCUGCAUUUCAACUAGGGAAAGGAAUGCUAUCCUUGGCGAAUGCAGCGCUUUCCUGCGUAAGGCGUCUAGUCGCCGAAGGCUCCCCAACUUCCUCAGAAAAUCGCGAUCGCGUUCUUGUUCACGUUCUUCCGUUGCUGGACAGCUAUCUGCAAACCCGUGACGUUGCUCUGCCGCCUCCGAUUAGUUCUCGCUUGGUCAAAUUCCAGCGCAAACGAAGCGUCCACCUGACGAGCAGUAAGAUCGAAAAGAUCAAACUUCAGCACGCUUUGGAAGCUUCCGAGAGCGAUUUGGUCAAGCUCCAGUUGAGGAUUCUGGUUUUUCUGGGCGAUCUCGAUCCGAACGUUUGCACCAAAAUGAUACUUCGGUCCGAAACGGACGAUGCGGCCCAGCAAACGGCGGACCUGGAAAAACCGUUGGUCCUAUGGGAUUUGGACUCGAAUCGGAACAUUUCGCUGCAGUUGUUGAAUGUGACCGGAAUCAGACCUAUCAUCAAACUGGACACGAUCAUAGCACGAGUAUGCGCGCUAGCCGUGGGUUCUAGCGAUCGCAAAACCAAGGUUGCCGCUUGCGAACUGUUGCACGCGUUGAUUCUGUACGUCAUCGGGAUACAGUACCAGGACAAGAUGACCAAGCUGUGGACCAAACUCUGUGACCAUUUGCUGCAGCUAGCCACCGACACGGACAUUGCCGUGUGUCAAAUGUUCGAACCGCUACUGUUCCAGAUCAUACACUACCUAACGCAACCGUCCAAAAUCGGCCUCAAGGGUACGGAAGUGCUCGUCAACUGUCUGAUGGAGUCCAUAUCGCACCAGACGGAUACCGGCGUGCGAGAUCUGGCUGCACGCUGCAUACGGGAAUUUCUCCUGUGGACUAUUCGACAAACGCCUGCCGACCAGCGUAGUGCGCUGUCGUCUUCGUCGAGUGCCAACCUCUCGGUCAUGCUCGAGAAGUUGCGUACGUUUAGCUUGGAUUCGAAUCCGAACCGCCGUCUUGGGGCAGCUUUGGCAUUCAACAACAUCUACCGCAUACUGCGCGAAGAAGAUGCUCAGAUAGAGCGCUGCUGGUUCGAUCUGUUCUACGUGUUCUGUAUGAACUUCGUCAUGACGGAGGACUUUGAUGGUUCGACGACUAAUUUGGAGCAAGUGUCGGCCACCAUCGAUCAUCUGGUGCGGGUUUUGGUGGUGAGGAAGGUCGUGUUCAACCGUGAAAGCAGCGUAAGAAUUGUUCCUAGGGUGUUUGGGGGCAGCUUGCUGAAGGAUCUGGUACUGUGGUUGUUCAGACAGUGUAGUAGCAGGGAGUCGAGUUACCGGCACAAGUGUAUGGAGGUGUUUCCAAAAUUGACGAGUUCGGUGGAUGGCUGUCGUUCUGCAGCGGAGUUUGUUGGGAAAUAUCUAAGCGACCAGGAGAUACUGGAUAUAUGCGAUCACGUGGAUACAAUGCAUGGAAUUCGCAGUGCACCUAAUUUGCAAUUCAUUGCCGAGAAGAAGCUUCCUAUCAUCAUGAAUGUCUAUCUUUGGUUGGAGUAUCUUGCAUCGAGCUUGGAUAUGUACUACUGGUUGAUUAAAAAUUCCCUGCUGCGGAACGCUGAAGAGUUCCUGAGUGCCUCCAACCUGUUCGCUCCAGUGGCAUACUUUCUGGAAAGCGUAUCGAACGCAUCGAUGUUCGAGCUCAUGACAGUGAUCCGACCAAGUAUCGUAGAAGAUAGCUACGCUAGCAUCGAAUUUCGUGUGUGCACCGACAAGAUUAUCAAGUUCAACCUGCUGAAAUGUACGAUCAUUGUGCGAAUAGUAGACUUGCUAAGUCUCGUGCUUCCGCUGAGGUGUUGCCGAAGUGUGCCGGACGCCUUCUGGGAUUCUGCAGCGGUGUCUCAGUUCGUAGUCGAUCUCGUAUACCAACCACAAAAGCUGGGCUUCGACUUCAAAUCGUGUCGUGAAACUAUGGAACAGGUUCCCAAGCGAGUGAUGCAGCUCCUGGACAAAAUUGAGGGGUUUGAAAAUCUACACUUCAAGGAAACGGUGUAUCAAAAACUGUCUGAAAAGCUCAGCUCUUCUAUGGAGGACUUUGCGGAUCGAAUUGAGGAUUUAAUGAGCUCGGAAACAAUAGGAUUGGAAGACGGCAACUGUGCAAAGGGAAAAUUGAUGGUGGCACAGCGGUACACAACCUUCAAACGGUACUUCAGCUCAGGAACAAUUGAUUUUUUGGAAACGAUAUCGAACAAAUUGCUGCACAAUAUUUUCAACGGUUUGAAAAGGGAACGUCUGGAUGAACUGUUUGUUGUCGACUUGACACCAAGCGUGAAGAGAUUCUUCUCUUGUCUGUUACAUAUAGUGCUACUGUUCAAGUCCACUGGAACCAUGGAGCUGUUGGUGGAAUUUAUGCUCAACGAGCAGAAGUUACGAUUGUAUCAGCAGACUGUCAAUUCGACUAUUUUGCAUGGAGAGCACUUUGUCAAUACGUUCGAUCAGGUCAUUUUCGAGUAUGUUAUCCAGCGUCUCCCUGAGAGCUUGAACUUGAUCCUAGAUAGAUUGUCUGCUAACAAUUUUAUUGCAAUCGUAAAGUGGAUGUGUAACUUUUUGGAGUUCUUAUACCAGAGAAAACGUGCGGAAGUCCCCGCAUUGAAAUCGGUUAGUGAAUUCCUGCUCGCUAAAUGGGCUCCUAUCUGUGACCGAGCUUCAGAAAUCGAUAAUAAGUUUGGAUCAACAGAUCUUCGUCUCGUUGAGUUUAUGUCCAACCUUGCAAUGGCUAGUCCAUUUGCACUCAGUGAAAUUGGGCGUAAAGCAGCUGGUUUCGAACGUUGGCUGCUGACCUUGAUCGCCAAUGCUCAGAAUUCGUUGGAUUUGAAAGCGAAGGCCAUGUUCUUACUUCCGGCUUUGGUGGGAGAUUCAGACUUUGAGAAAGCAUCCGUGGCGGAAGCUUUGCAAAAGCUGCAGAAUCAGCACUUCCCGUUACGUUCCUCAGAGUUCAUCGCAAACAGCGCCGAGAGAGUUAGCUUUGAAAAUUGUCUUACGGCUCUGUUAGACGCUAUGGUAGUUUCCAGGUCUCCGGUUCUAUUGAAGGCCGUCAUCGAUGCAACGGCUGCUGAUCCGGAGCACAUAGCUGAGCAUAAAAUACGAAUCGCUCUGGAGAAGUACAUGAGCAGUCAGAACAGCAAUCAACAAUGUUUUAAUUUGAAGCAAAUAUUCACCAAAUUUCGAGAAGAAUCUCUGGAACCAAAUAUCCGUCUGACAAUGCUCAAAAGAUACUUAGUCACCUCACUGCGAGUUUGCAAUGUUGAAACGAUCUACACGUUCUACAAGCUUUACAUCAAGAACAUCAACGACAUGAUCCGCAGUAACUACGGUCAGUUUGGAUCCGGUUGGGAGGCUGAACACGCACUCGUUAACCGCCUUGGAGGCUACCAGUUGAUAGAACUAUACGUUGCCAUUCUCCAGCGGGACUACCUGCUGACCGAUGACUGCAUUGUUGCCAAAGCUUUAUACGGCGAGAGUGGAAAAAUUCCGGGAAACCGAUUGAUUACUGAUUUGACAAAGAAAGCUUAUGCCGCAAGAUCAGAAGUGUUCCUCACACCAGAUUCCCCAACAGCGGAGUUAUUUAGGAAGUAUCAGUGCGCAGCCUACCGGGCUCUAGCUGCCAUCAUUAGCAACACCAAAGAAGAUCUUCAACUCUACAACGUGUUACUGUUCAGAGAAAACGCAGACAAAAACGAAUAUAUUUGGAGGAAACUUGUUAACUGCACCGAGGACCAUUUGUACGACAGCUUCAGUCAAGAACUGGAAGAUUAUCCCAAGAUCAAGGACAAAAUCGUUUCAAUUCAGCGGUUGAGUUCCGAUUCGGGCAAGUCCCACAGUAAUCGCUUCAAGUACAUUCAAAUGACAAGCGUAUUCGAGUCUUCACUUAGUCAGGAUGUCACCAAGUUGGAUCUGAAUUAUUCUGUCGUGCGAACUACGCAAGAGAUGGCCACCAGAGAAGCUGAAGAAUUUGCUGCCUUAAAGCAACAUCGAGCGACAGUGUCGCUGGAACGAUCCAAGAUCAACGAUCAUGAGGUUAUGGCAACGAUCUGCGCCGUCAUCCAGCAUAUGCACGAGAACAAAAUCACACCAGUGGUUGAGGGGGCGCGUGCUACGCCACCUCCUUGGGUGAAAUUCCUAGCGGCGUCCUUACGGGAUCAACAGCAGCACAAGAACGUCCGACUCUUCUUAGCCAAGGUCAUUGAUAACUGUCGGACAUGGUUGAAACCGUACGCAGCUACGCUCAUCCCGCCGUUGAUGCAAGUGAUCGUCGACGAGUGUGUCGCUUCGCAGUUGAACACUUUCGUUACGGACUUGAUCGCACUGAUCUUGGAAUGGGGCGAUCAAUCAUAUCAACCGGCAAGCGUCGAUGAAAUCAGUUUGGCAUCCGGUUUGGUGAAGUUUGUGAUGAGAAACUGUUACCAUGCGAGAAGGGAAGUUUUUCGUUUGAAUUUGGAGCUGGUUAAACGCUUGAUCGAACAAUGGAAGGCGGUGAUCAGCGUGCCGGUACAGCUACUGUAUGACAUGAUAGGCCCGACGCAGGACCCCGAAUCAAUGCAGAACAUCGGUGGCUUGCAGUUGAAUGCUAUCGUCAUGGCCAAUGGGCUAGUUCCGUGGACGGAGACCUCAAAAUUUGACUUCAUUCGGGCAAUCUUCAGGUGUUUGGACUCCGAAAAGGCGGCUGUAUAUCGACCUGCUUCAGAGCUGCUUGGAAUGUGUUUGAAUAAUUUAUACCCUGGUGGUGAGGAGCAAGAAGAUGAGAGAUAUCAAAACGAGUUUGUGGCUAAAUUGGUAACAAUGCGAAAACGUCAAGAAAAAAAGUUCAUGGAUAUCAUCUACGGGAUACAUAAAGCGUUCCCGAUAAUUGUCGACUCAUUUCUGGCCGUUAUUACCAACGCCGUUCCCAAUACGAAUGGAGCUCCCAAGAGAAUCCUUUUGGAGAUGUUACUUUCGCGAAUUGAAGUUUUCAAGGAACAAGUUCACCGGGAGCUGGUGUCACUGGAUUUGAAAGGAAUGCUAAAGGAUCAUCAAUAUCAGCUGCUAGCGUUACAUUUGAUCAACAAAUCUUUGUCCCUUAUGUCCGGGGAAAAUCUAGAGAAUCUACUGGAAAAUAUCGUCUCCAUGACAGGAAACGACCGGGCGGAAGUGCGUGAUAUUGUAUACGAAAUUCUAAUCUUUCUUCAAGAGAACUCUUCACCUGUACUAUCAUCUGAGAGCCAGCAAAAACUUAAACGUGCCUUGCUUGCUGGCCUAAGCGAUCCCGAACAGUCCAUUCAGAAUCGCAUGUUCGAUUUUUGGACAAACGAAUCUCGUUUCCCUACCGACAUCGACAAUCGCUUCCGUCGCGUCCUGUCGGACCUCUACGAACCAUCCAAAGAGGCAGAUUAUCUCGGAUAUGCCACUCAAAUACUACUCGAUUCAGCCGUGAAGAACCCAGAAUCCAAGCGUAGAAUUUUCCAACACGAGUACGAAGUGGAUGUCAAACUGAGAGAGUACUCUAUCGAUACACGCUGGAGGCAACGGAAUUCCUUCGCUUCGGCGCCAUUGUUUGUCGAAUCCCAGCAGCGACUUUUCACGGGUGGUGAUGGCUCCCAAAUGGAACGACUGAUCAAGGCGACUCAGUUCGGCGACGAAGGUGGCUUGUUCGAACCCACGCUUGACCCAAGCAUCAUUACACAACCGGCUACCAGCUUUGCCCUUCCCACACAGCACUCACUUAUGUUCGAAAUCAAUCCACCAAUUUUGGAUCGUCGAUCACGGCGGACACCCCAAAUUAUGACACCCACUACCAGAAGUGCACAGUCUUACGAUAGUCUUCGAAAGCGAAUUCUCAAGGACAAAGAUAGAUCAGCGCGGGAUCAAGCUCUGAAAGCUAUCGAUCGGUACAGCUACGAAACCGUUCGAAAAGCGGAGAGCCACAAGAUGAGGCAAGGAGAGGUGGUUCUGUACCGCCGGUAUCGAAUCGGAGAUUUCCCAGAUUUACUCAUCAACAGUUUGGCGUUGUUGAUGCCUUUACAGGCACUUUGCAGGCGAGAUCCACCGUUGGCCCGUCAGGUGUUCGUCGCCAUAUUCUCCGGCAUACUGGACGAAUGGGAUCAAAACGAGGUGGAUUCACGGGAAGCCAUUGGCGCUAUUGACGGUUCCAUUCAAACAAUCUUUACCGAAACCAAGAAUUGCGAUCCCAACCUUUUCGGAGCCUUGAUUGAGGUGGCCAUGAUGCGUCCCAAGCUGUUCAACCUCCCGGCUGAAGGCGUGACAACGGUAGCCAGCGGAGCCAACAUGAUGACCAUGGGAGUAUUGUAUUUGGAAAGUAAACUGCACGAGUACGACUUUCCGGAACAGUCGAUCAGCUCUCGAUCGUCGUCAGUAACGCUGGAAGCGCUUCAUUGGAUCAAACUUGCCGAACUGAACCAUGCGUUGAACGAGUACGAUAUUCUAGGCGAUAUUUUCUCGGACAAGAUGGAUAGCGACCCGCGGCUGAGGGAAGCAAUCGAACUGGAGAGCGGUGGAAACUUCUACAAGGCACGCGAAAUCUACCUUCAGAUGAUACGGGACAACCAGGCUCGAGUUGCCGAACAGAAUUUCUGCUUCCAGUCUUAUUUCAACUGCUACGCUCAGAUGGGAAUGUGGGAAGACCUGGUUCCGAUUUUGGAACGGCAGGUCGAUGGAAACAUGGAGGAAUUCUGGACAGACGAGUGGAACUUGGAGAACAUUCUGCCCAAAUAUGUUCAUUCCAAUACGCGGUUGAAUUUGGCAGGCGAUGAACGAGGCCGACGUUUCAUUGGUUUGUUGGAAACUUGGAUGCAUGUUCCCGAUCGGAUGGAUUACAUCAAAUCGAACUUUGGCGAAGAGAUAGCCAUGUUGCAGAUUGCCAGCGGUGAAUACUCCAGAGCAAAGAUGUACUCGAAUCAAGUCAUGCGCCAGUUUUUGGAAGAAUGGAGCUACCUGGAUGUGCUCUCGGACAAGUUGAGGGUAUCAAAACUGCUGGAUAUUCGCAAGGUAUCGGAAAUCUAUUCGUUCAGCAGUCUUCUGAGUAACCGGAUGGAGGAAGAUCAAUUGAAGAAACUGGUAUUCAAAUGGAGUAGUUCAUUCCCGACGGCGUCCGAUUCGCCGACAGUUUGGGACACAUUGCUAGUCUAUCGCAAAUUCGUGUUGAACAAGUUGGAGACCCUGCUAGAGGCUUCGGCCGACGAUCGUCUGCACCAGAUAGACUUUGUGAAGCAACUGACGGAUGCAGUUUUCGAGACGGAGCUGCGGCUGUUGGAUGCUUCGUUUGUACAGAAUAACUACCAAUUCGCGAGAAAGAUCAUCAAACGGCUGGAUGUGGUGGCCGAAGAGCAAAGCGAACGGGGCUACCGUUGGCGAAUCGCUCAUCUUAAGUUGCGACGGCUUGGUGAGUUGAAGAGUGCCGGUGAACCGGCAGUGAGUUACCAGAAAUUGGAUCGCAUCUGGCAGCGAUUGAAGGCGGUCGUUGAGGAGGCUGGUUCGGAGAAUUACAAGGCUGUGAAGGUGGCCGGAUUGCACGAGCUGUUCCAAAUGACCGAAAUGCUGAGGGAAAUUGUUCAGAGCAAUCCUCAGUUGGGUCAAGAUUCUAUGGAGGCUCAACUGGUUGGGCACUCUCGCCAAAGCUUGCAAAAAUCCAUUGAGGUGUUGAGCGAAAAUAUGUUCGAUGAUAGUACCGCGCGAUCAAAUGAUGUUGCACUACUGGCAGACUGCCAUUUCAAGAUGGCGCAGUUUUGCUACGAUCAACUGGAAGUUGAAGUUCUUGGAGAGACCUUGGACCUAGAACGCCAACUGGUUACCGCCCUACUAGCCGCGAUGCAAUAUGGCUCGAAAUCCGCCCGACAACUGUUCCCCUGCCUGCUUCAGCUGCCCUUCCUGCAAGAUGGCACCCUUCAUGGUUGUUUCAACGAAGCCAGCCACCCCGUCCCUGAGUGGAUGUUCCUGAGAUGGAUACCGCAAAUUCUAUCGUUCGUUGACUUCUCCCAGCAGUCGUUCCUGGAAGCCUUACUGACCCGUAUAGCCACCAGCUAUCCGAUGGCAUUGUACUAUCCCGCCAAAAUGAGCCUCCAGCGUCAUCAGUUGCGGCCUGACAACGUAUCCAGCCCCUUUGCAAACAGACUCAUGCAGUUGUUGGACAUACCGAAGCUAGAUCGUUUCGUAAGCGAGCUAAGCCAAGUUGUGAUUCCUUCGAUGAAGAUUUCAAAAAUUAUAACGGAUCUACGGAUGGCCCGAUGCGACUCCAAUGAAGAGUAUCGUAAACUCGUACAAGAUCUGGCGAACGAAGCUUUCCCGGAGAUUUCUCCUGAUUUGGGUAGAGAACAUCAGAAGUUGAUUCCUUUGAAACCCGAGUGGCUAAAAUUGCUGGACUUCGACUUUAAUCAAACUGAAGAAAUUCACCAACAUUUGAAUAAUUUGAAAGAGAAAGUGACUCGUUUAGUCCCGCGCCAAACAACUCUUGAGUUGAACAAGUACUCCCCCUGGUUAGCUGGAUAUCACUUCAGUGAACGUGAAGAGAUGUUGGAGCUACCUGGACAGUAUAACAUCGACCACAAACCGAACGUAUGCAACCACGUUAAGAUUGUAAAAGUAUGCACCGAACUUGAGCUGUUCAAAACGCUGCGGAACCCUAUUCGAAUUCGAAUAAACGGAAGCGACGGUAAAUCGUACGAUUUCCUGGUCAAAUAUGGGGAAGAUUUGCGCCAGGAUCAGCGUAUUCAGCAACUGUUGGGAACCAUUUCGAAUCAACUAGCGCUGGACCGUUACUGCAAAGAACACCAGCUGUCGGUGCGAACCUAUGAAGUGAUCCCAAUUAGGGUCGACUUCGGUAUCAUCGGGUGGCUGUCGAAUACCUCGUCGAUUAAAAACAUAGCCGUGCGGUCGAUGGUUCGAUUCAACCCGGACGGAGACGUUACCGGGGCGAUCAACGCCGAGUACAUCCAGUUUCUGCACGAGGCAAGCGGGAUGACCCGGAGUCCGUCCACUCCGCUGUCCAAAUUGUACGGGAAAGUCGCUGCUGCUUGCACUCCGGAACGGAUUACUCUCAAAUUCAACGAGCUGCGGUACAAAAUCAAAGAAGACACCUUCAAGCGUGCUCUGUUCGAAAUGGCCGUUUCGGCGGAAUCGUUCUACAGCUUGCGCGGAAACUUCGCCAAAAGUUUGAUGGCGAUGAACGUGUCCUGUUGGAUUUUGGGAAUCGGUGACCGACACACGUCCAACGUGCUGAUCGAUCGAAGCAAUGGCAAACUUGCGGGGGUCGACUUCGGGAUCGCAUUCGGCGCUGGAACCCGGGAUCAGGGCAUCCCGGAGAUGGUUCCCUUCCGGUUGACACCGCAGUUCGUGAACGUCAUGGAACCGAUGCGAACCUCCGGGAUGAUGAGCAAGUGUAUGGUUUACACGUUGCGGUGUCUGCGGGAUUCGCGUAAGUUGUUGAGAUCCUGCUUGCAAGUGUUUGUGCGGGAGCCUACGGUAGAUUGGUUAGAAGCGGCACAGCGGAGGUUUGUGCAGGAGGAGAACAAACCGGAACUGAGAUGGGAUCCUCAGGCCCGGAUCAACAUGGCCGUGCGGAAGUUGAACGGUGCCAAUCCGAAGGUAUUGAUUGCCGAAGAGUUACGCCUUGGACAGGUAGGUUGUAAUCGGGAGAUAUUGGAGGGAUAUCUGAAACUACUGCAAGUGAGCGAUCCUCUGCUGGAGUCAGGGAAUCUGACUGUAGAACAGCAGGUUCAAUGUUUGCUGAAAACGGCCACUAGUGGCGCUGUGUUGGGUAUAACAUAUGCCGGUUGGUUUCCAUGGUUUUAAGUAUUAUUGAAAAAUAUUGUUAUAUGUUGAAACUUACAUCUAAUACAAACAACUUAAUCAAACAGA
Messenger RNA from Aedes aegypti (yellow fever mosquito), 12223 nucleotides. RefSeq names its product DNA-dependent protein kinase catalytic subunit. NCBI's taxonomy places the organism in Eukaryota, Metazoa, Arthropoda, Insecta, Diptera, Culicidae. Gene Ontology annotation, cellular component: nucleus. The record is from RefSeq and is a predicted model, not a curated record. The transcript has 8 exons. Bases 212 to 12157 code for a protein of 3981 amino acids. Gene Ontology annotation, molecular function: protein binding; DNA-dependent protein kinase activity. Gene Ontology annotation, biological process: telomere maintenance; intrinsic apoptotic signaling pathway in response to DNA damage; double-strand break repair via nonhomologous end joining.